AUGGCUACCCGAAGACAACGGGCCAACUCGCCUGAAUUCCCCAUACUCGAGGCUAAUGCCCUGUAUGCCAGCCAGAUUCGUGGCGAUGGCAACUGCCUGUUCAACGCCCUAUCUGACCAGCUCUACGGCACCCAAGACAUGCACGAGGUGCUGCGUAUUGCGACCAUAGAGCAUAUGAAGGAUAGCGCAGACUUCUACCGACAGUACAUGGCCUGCAAUAACGUGCGGAGGAAUCCCAAGCGCAAGACUGCUGCUGCAGCUGCAGCGAAGCCCGUUGACACCACAUACUACACCGAGGAGCAACUACAACAACAGUUUGAAGAGCAUGUUGAGAAGAUGGGCCAGCCCGGCGAGUGGGCAGACAACAUGGAAGUCUCAGCGUUUGCCUCAGCCCUCAACGUCCACGUCCGCCUCUGGCAGGCUGACUACACCUAUCUCUUCUCACCCCGCACAUACUACACGUCGAAUGACGACCUGGCUGCUAAGGACAACCGCCAGACACUUCACAUUGCCUACCAUACUUGGGAGCAUUACUCUUCCGUCCGUAACAUUGCCGGACCCCACACCGGGCCGCCCGAUGUCAACGUCGUGCCACAAGUCGUCUCCAAGAAGCGUCCUAGUCCUAGUGUUGAUGGCGACGAUGACGAUCAGCGCCGGCGCUCUCGAAAGCGUCGCUCGCCUCUGCCGCUUUUCGACUCCGACUCUACACCAGAGGGUACCGAGAGCUCGUCAGACGAAUCAAAUGGAUUCGCAGCCUCGCAACAGUCUAACAUUGAGAUUCCUCAACCAGAGCCCGUGAAGCCGGUCAAGCUCACCAUCAAGCUCCGUGGCCUCCGCACCUCAGACACCUCCUCCCCCACUCCAUCCUGCACCACAUCCCGCGCACCCACACCUGCGCCUACAUCCGCACCACCACCAUCGGCGCACAUUCUAACAGAGCCCAAGAAGACGGCUCCCGUAGCACCUACGAGUGCUGCAGUGGCAGAGGCCACACCCGCUGUUACCGCCUUGUAG
This is a messenger RNA of Alternaria atra, 1014 nucleotides long. RefSeq lists its product as uncharacterized. Gene Ontology annotation, molecular function: cysteine-type deubiquitinase activity. Bases 1 to 1014 code for a protein of 337 amino acids. NCBI's taxonomy places the organism in Eukaryota, Fungi, Ascomycota, Dothideomycetes, Pleosporales, Pleosporaceae. Gene Ontology annotation, biological process: protein deubiquitination. The record is from RefSeq and is a predicted model, not a curated record. The transcript has 3 exons.